This is a messenger RNA of Camellia sinensis, 1335 nucleotides long. RefSeq names its product MYB family transcription factor. The record is from RefSeq and is a predicted model, not a curated record. Gene Ontology annotation, biological process: negative gravitropism; response to red or far red light. NCBI's taxonomy places the organism in Eukaryota, Viridiplantae, Streptophyta, Magnoliopsida, Ericales, Theaceae.
AUGGAAUGUGCAACAAAACCACCUUCAAACAUAUCAGACAUUGUCUCCAAAUUUGCCAAAGUCUGCAGAUUUAGAUCCAUUGGUGUCUUCUCCACUGAAAAUCCCACCCACAACCACCACCAACCCAUCAAUGAUUUUGGCAACAAUGUCCCAUCACCGGAAGACAGCAGCGAUGCCACGGAAGAGGCAGAGUGCGACAUGGAGAAAAUCCAUCCCAACCCAGUUGAGAUUCAACCCAAAACCACUGAAUGUGCGAACAUGGAGAUCUUGGAGCUGUUUGACUCCAUUUCAGCUCUCAAGUCAGCUUACGUUCGUCUUCAAGAGGCUCAUAUUCCGUAUGACCCAGAUAAGAUCAAAUCUGCCAAUGAACUUGUUGUGGCUCAUCUUGAAUCGAUAUGCAAGAUUAAGCGUGCCUAUAAAGAGAAACAGUUCAAGGAAAUCAAUUCAAUUUCAGCUUCUUCUGCUCUGCUACUAGCAGAGAUUCAUGUCCAGGAGAGCCUGUUGGAGAAAUUGAAGUUCCAAGUCAAAAUAAAGAACUCUGAAAUACUUAAUUUGAAGGAAGAGCUUCAGGAUUUGGAUUUGCAGAACAGAAUGCUAGUCCAAGUGUUGAAGAAAGAAAGAGAGGCUAUUAAGUUUUUGAAUUUGUCUUCAUUUGAGGACAUCUUCAAAGAGGCUUCAAAGGCCAUUCAUGACUUUGCAAAGCCGCUAAUUAGCUUGAUGAAAGCUUCAGGUUGGGAUCUAGACCGGGCCGCGGACUCAAUUGAAGCGUCUGUGGUGUAUGCUAAAAGGUCCCACAAAAAAUAUGCAUUUGAAGCUUACAUUGCCCGGAGGAUGUUCCAUGGAAUGCCACUCCAAUCCUACAAUGUUGAUAGCAUAUUGAGAUCUGAUGACCCAAUUGAUGAUCUAAUUAAAGACCCAUGUUCAAACUUUGCGAAGUUCUGUGGAACCAAGUACCUGUGUCUCAUUCAUCCAACAAUGGAAGCAUCUUUCUUUGGGAAUUUGGAUCACAGGACAUUUGUGUUGAGUGGAAAGCAUCCUAGGACACUGUUCUACCAAGCGUACGUUAAAAUGGCGAAGUGGGUCUGGGUUCUUCGAGGAAUCGCUGCCUCAUGUGAAUCCAAUGCUGAAAUGUAUGGAGUCAAGCGAGGAAGCGAAUUCUCAGAUAUUUACAUGGAAGGUGUGGAGGAGCUAACAGAUAACAUUGUAGUUUCAGAUGAAGGAAGAUCAAGAUUCAAAGUUGAGUUUAUGGUUAUGCCCGGGUUUAGAAUUGGAGAGACAUUGGUCAGGUCUCGGGUUUAUCUCUCAACAAUGAGAUCCUCAAAUUGUAAAUGCUAG